AUGCGGCUGCCGCUGCUCCUGUCCGCGGGCGUCCUGCUGCUGGCUCUCCUGCCCUGCCCGCCAUGCAGGGCCCUCCUGAGCCGGGGGCCCGUCCCGGGGGCCCGGCAGGCCUCGCAGCACCCCCAGCCCCUGGAUUUCUUCCAGCCUUCGUCGCAGCCCCAGCAGCCGCAGGCUCGGCCCGGCCUGCUCCGCAUGGGGGAGGAGUACUUCCUCCGCCUGGGUAGCCUCAAUAAGAGCCCCGCUGCUCCGCUCUCGGCCGCCUCCUCGCCUCCUGCCGGCAGCAGCGGCAGCCGCCUUUCGCCGGACGAGGUGGCCGCCAACUUUUUCCGCGCGUUGCUGCAGCAGCUGCUGCUGCCCCGGCGCCCGCUCGACAGCCCUGCGAGUCCGGUGGAACGCGGCGCCGAGAACGCCCUCGGUGGCCGCCAGGAGGCACCAGAGAGGGAGAGGCGAGCCGAGGAACCUCCCAUCUCCCUGGAUCUCACCUUCCACCUCCUCCGAGAAGUCUUGGAAAUGGCCAGGGCUGAGCAGUUAGCGCAGCAAGCUCACAGCAACAGGAAACUGAUGGAGAUUAUUGGGAAAUGA
This is a messenger RNA of Mesoplodon densirostris (Blainville's beaked whale), 582 nucleotides long. RefSeq names its product corticotropin releasing hormone (gene CRH). Gene Ontology annotation, cellular component: extracellular region. Lineage: Eukaryota; Metazoa; Chordata; Mammalia; Artiodactyla; Ziphiidae. Gene Ontology annotation, biological process: negative regulation of epinephrine secretion; negative regulation of glucagon secretion; positive regulation of cortisol secretion. The transcript has a single exon. The coding region runs from base 1 to 582 and encodes 193 amino acids. Gene Ontology annotation, molecular function: corticotropin-releasing hormone activity. The record is from RefSeq and is a predicted model, not a curated record.